This is a messenger RNA of Clupea harengus (Atlantic herring), 1026 nucleotides long. RefSeq names its product high choriolytic enzyme 1-like. NCBI's taxonomy places the organism in Eukaryota, Metazoa, Chordata, Actinopteri, Clupeiformes, Clupeidae. The record is from RefSeq and is a predicted model, not a curated record. Gene Ontology annotation, biological process: proteolysis. Gene Ontology annotation, molecular function: zinc ion binding; metalloendopeptidase activity.
GACCUAUAUAAGCACCUUCUAACAACUUCACUCAUCCACUCGUGAGGCAUUACGGUGAUUGUCUGUCAUGGCUGUGUUCAAGUUCGCUGUGGGUCUGCUGGCCCUGCUGCUGGUGUGUGCUUGGGCUGAGGAGGUGGAGACAGAUGAGAUUGUGGAGGACACCAAUGCUGAGCUGUCUGUGUCUGAACUGCUGGAGAGAGCCAACAGGGACCGCACUCCUGACUUUGAUGAGCCCGAGCUGAUGGGAGACAUCGCUAUCAACUCUCCUGAUGAGAGGAACGCCGACCCUUGCACUUCCCGCGGUUGCAUGUGGGGCAAGUACAAUGACGGCAAAGUCUACGUGCCCUACGUCAUUGCCAACCACUACUCUUCCCGCGAGCUGUCUAUCAUUCAGCGUGGUCUUGACUCCUUCUCCUCCAUGUCCUGCAUCCGCUUCAAGCGCCGCUCCAACGAGAGGGACUACCUCAGCAUUGAGUCUCGUAACGGAUGUUACUCCUACGUUGGUCGUACUGGUAAUGCUCAGACCGUGUCUCUGAGCCGUUCCGGCUGCUUGUACCACAACACCGUCCAGCACGAGCUGCUCCACGCUCUGGGCUUCAACCACGAGCAGACCCGCAACGACCGUGACAACUACAUCCGUGUGGUCUGGGAGAACGUCAUUACCGACAUGAAGCACAACUUCAACAAGAAGAACACCCUCAACCAGGGAACUUCCUAUGAUUACAACUCCGUCAUGCAGUACCACAAGUAUGCAUUCUCCAAGAACAACCGCCCUACAAUGGUGCCCAUCCCUAACAGCAAUGUUGAGAUUGGCAAGGCCACCCAGAUGAGCCAGAAUGACGUCAACAGGCUCAACAGGCUGUACAAGUGCUAAGCACGCAGGCAUUGAUCAGGACAACAGCCAGGCUGCCUGGGGGAGAACUCCAGACGUUUUAAUGGCUGGAACUUUAAUAUCAUCUUAUUUGAUAGCAAUACUUUGUUGCUCAGCAGUUCAAAAUGCAUUCACUCAAUAAAUCAUCAGAACAU